Castor canadensis (American beaver) is the source of this 6003-nucleotide messenger RNA. The record is from RefSeq and is a predicted model, not a curated record. NCBI's taxonomy places the organism in Eukaryota, Metazoa, Chordata, Mammalia, Rodentia, Castoridae.
GUCCGGGGAGAGCGAGCGAGCGAGCGAGCGAGCGGGCGGACGGCGCAGCCGGCGUGUCUGGGCCGCCUCGCAGAGAGGAUAGGGGCGGCCGGCCGCCCGGCGGCGACCCCGGGCCCCGGCCGCCACCAUGGGCUUCGAGCUGGACCGCUUCGACGGCGACGUGGACCCAGACCUGAAGUGCGCGCUGUGCCACAAGGUCCUGGAGGACCCGCUGACCACCCCGUGCGGCCACGUCUUCUGCGCCGGCUGCGUGCUGCCCUGGGUGGUGCAGGAGGGCAGCUGCCCCGCACGCUGCCGCGGUCGCCUGUCGGCGAAGGAGCUUAACCACGUCCUGCCGCUCAAGCGCCUCAUCCUCAAGCUGGACAUCAAGUGCGCGCACGCGGCGCGCGGUUGCGGCCGGGUGGUCAAGCUGCAGGAGCUGCCCGAGCACCUCGAGCGCUGCGACUUCGCGCCCGCGCGCUGCCGCCACGCGGGCUGCGGCCAGGUGCUGCUGCGGCGCGACGUGGAGGCACACAUGCGCGACGCGUGCGACGCGCGGCCCGUGGGUCGCUGCCAGGAGGGCUGCGGGCUGCCUCUGACGCACGGCGAGCAGCGCACGGGCGGCCACUGCUGCGCGCGGGCGUUGCGGGCGCACAACGGCGCGCUGCAGGCCCGCCUGGGCGCGCUGCACAAGGCGCUGAAGAAGGAGGCGCUGCGCGCCGGCAAGCGCGAGAAGUCGCUGGUGGCUCAGCUGGCCGCCGCGCAACUGGAACUGCAGAUGACCGCGCUGCGUUACCAGAAGAAGUUCACCGAGUACAGCGCGCGCCUCGACUCGCUCAGCCGCUGCGUGGCCGCGCCGCCGGGUGGCAAGGGUGAAGAAACCAAAAGUCUGACUCUCGUCUUGCAUCGGGACUCCGGCUCCCUGGGAUUCAAUAUUAUUGGUGGCCGGCCCUGUGUGGACAAUCAAGAUGGAUCGUCCAGUGAAGGAAUCUUUGUAUCCAAAAUAGUUGACAGUGGGCCUGCAGCCAAAGAAGGAGGCCUGCAAAUUCAUGACAGGAUUAUUGAGGUAUGUGAACACUGGCCAGUGUCUUUGAAUAGGCCGAAUGCCAUCCCGCCUUCGUCUGGCUCACAGCAAACUGUUUGGUUGGGGAGGGAGGUCUUAAGUGGUGGAUGGCUGGGCAGGAGGCACACUUCUCCAAUCGUGUGGGACAAGAUUGAGUGUUGAUUGCCUUGGUGUUGAGUUUUUGUUAAAUGUAGAGAAGCUGGAUUAUGAGUGGCAUGUUCACGAUUUGGCUUCUUUCAUGCAGACUUGCAUCUGUUUUGUAUGCUUCAGUUACAGCUUUGUGCAAAAACACUGGAGGGUUGUAUGUUAGUUAGAACCAGAUGAACAGUCCCUGUUGUACAAAUUGCGACUGUUUAUAUGGGUUACCAGGGUACAAUUGUGUCAGCCUUGGAGUCAUUCUUAUGUCCUCAGAGCUCACAGAUCAUAUAUUUCUACACAGGCACUGCUGUCUGUUUUGUCUGACCUCUUUGCUAUUUGCCUGUUGUAUGACUUGCUCAUCCAGAGGAAUGCAGGCCCGAGGUUGGUGGUAGGAUUCACUCUAUCAUCAUCUCCCUUUUCACUUCCAGUUCUUCAUGCAUUCAUGCCUUCAAACUUUCCUACAGAAGGCGUAUAGAUUGGUGCUGAAGGGAGUAGCUCUCUCAGCCCUACCUUGGGGCACUUUGGAAUAGGGUUACGUAAUGUUCUGGCAUGGUUUGAGUGCCUAAAAGGGAGUGAAUUGGGUUUUGCCUCUUUACAUGGGCUCUUUUUGCAAAGUUUGAUAUACAAAACUAUUUUUUCCCAGUCUGAUUUAAUGGGUACAUCCGUGGGCUAAAUUGUUGGCUGUGCUAUAAAUAUGAGCCUCCAAGAUGAUAUCAUAGAUCCUGUUAAACUCACUCAUGGACCAUCUCCAUAAUACAGUGCAUUCAAUAAGAAACCAGAAAAACAGCCCUGAUACCAGUGGGUGUUUGUUGUUCCAGACACAUUUGUGAAGCGUCUGUAUUUCCUGAGUAUUUUCAUGACCCACUUUGAAACUUUGGCCCAAGUGGGAGCUUACCAUGAGCUAAACCAUAAGCAAAGUUCACAUCACUCACUGGCAUGAGGCCAGACGCUCCUCCUGGGGAAAACAGCGUCAAGAAGACAGAGAACAAAGUCUCAAUUUUCCAGUCUCGUGUGGAUGAACUGUGCAGUGUGCAAUACAGUCAUUUACAUUUGCAGGAAAAUACACAGUUAAAUCUCACAGGGAACUGAAAGUGAAUGAGUUAAGGCAUAAGAACCAUUCCUCUGAAGGAGCAGGCAGUGUGGUCACUUACAUAUGAAACAGAUACUUCAUUUUGUCAUAUGGACCAUAUUAAUAGUGCCACAUCCCCUUUGACCUUCAGAGGGGUCCUUAAAAGUGGAGUUCUUCUUGCCUUGUGCCUUAGGAUCAAUCUUUGUAGUUCCCAGGUCAGGAGAGUGGAUUUUCCCUAAGAGGAAUUUUUUUGGGCAAGAGCCAUUUCCUAAGAAUCAAAUGCAUUACUUGCUGUCUGUUUUUUUGAGAGUGAAUACAUUUUCUGAGACUAUUGUUCAAAAAAGAUAAGUACAGCCUCUGUUGCCAAGGGUUUGGUGGAACAGCCAGUUUCUCUAAGUAAUGGAAUUUCAUUGCUCUUAUGUUUUGCAAAUGAGAAAUCUACAGCUGGGCAGGAUUUUCUCUUGGCAGAGGAUGGUCUGUAUUUGAAAUGUUCAGUACGGUUUCUGGUAAGUCACAUUCCCCUUUUGGACACUAUGUAAAAUAUUAAUCAUGUCCCAGUGUUGAGAUGGAAAGGAGGAUGAUCACAAUAGAGAAAGGAUACAUGUGUAAUUACAAUUGACACACCGUGCCCUUCUCAGUCAAAUUCUAAUCUUUUUUGACAUGAUACCAUGAUUCCCGUGACUGGAAAUACGUUCUCUGGUUCACCUCAGCUGUGUUGGAGUUUAUUACCAGGGGGCAUGAAUUUGAUUACUUUAUGUGUGUGCGUGUGUGCAUGCAUGUGUGUGUGUGUGUGUGUGUUUCAUCACUGGGAAAAGUCAGAGGCUUUCCGGUUUUGCACCAAGUACCUCCCUUUUUAAGGGAGUGAGCAAAUUACCACCAGAUCUUCACCAUCAGAACUUUAUUUCUUGCAAAAGGGUGCCUGAUUAAAUCCAGAGAGACAGCUUGAGUAUUGUCCUGUUGCAGAGUGACUGUGAUCUGCCUGGGGUCUGUUUUCUGAAACCAGAACAGUGUCCUCAGCCACAUCAGAGCUUGACCGACUAUCCCUUGACACUCUCUGUUUUUUACAAUAAGUAUUUUGAAAUGUCACCAAUACUGUCAUAAAAUGGAACUCACCAAAAUAUGUGCACAUAUAUACCUGCAGAAUUGUGAAGUUAUAGACUACAAUAGGAAAAUAAAAGGAAGAUAAUUUGUAGUAAAGUGUGUGUGUUGGUGCCUAAGUACUUGGGCACAGUGACUUUAAGAGACAUGUGGAUGCUGUGAGAUGAUUGUGCCUCUGUGUGGCCACUUGCAGGGAAUCAGAAGUGGUGCUGGUAGCCCAGGGCAUUGUUUCCACAUCACAAGUUUCCAUAGCAGUGAACAGGUCACGGUCAAAUUCCAGUGCAACAAAGUGCCAUCUUCCUUGACUUUUAUAGGAGUUGCAUUCCUGGAAAUGUGUGUGUGUGUGUGUGUGUGUGUGUGUCACGAAGUACAUUCAAUGUUGUGUAACCAACACCACCAUCCAUCUCCAGAACUUUCUCAUCCUCUGCACUUGAAGCUCUGCAUCCAUUGAAUAUUAACCUUGCCCACUUCACAGCAUUCUAGAAACCACCAUUCUAUUUCCUGUCUGUAUAAAUUUGAUUUAUGAAUAGAAUCGUACAGUAAUGACUGUUUUGUGACUGGCUGGUUUCACUUAGCAUUUUGUCAUCAAGGUACAUACAUGCAGUAACAACCCAUGUUCUAAUUACCUUCCUCUUCAGGGCUGAGUAAUAUUCUGUUGUCUGUAUGUGUACUACAUUUUGUUUAUCCAUUCAGUUACUGAUGGACUUUUGGAUUUCCCCCACCUUGGAUGAUAUGAACAAAUUUGUUUUGAACAUGGAUAUGUAAUCUAUUUAAACUCCAAAAAAAUCCUUUGUGUUUAUAUAUAAAAUGGAGUGAGAGUCUUAUGUGUGGGUAUGAAAAGGUUGUUUUAGCUUCAUGAAUACCUGGUGGGAUAGGUGGAGGUUGUGCUGAAAGCAGAGUAAUUCUUCUGCAUCAGACUCUGCAUUUUAGGACUUCUGUUAUCCUGGAUGAGGGAGAGAAAUGCUCCCAGAGACUUAUAAAAUGUCCACUGGGCAGUGAUGAGGCACCAUUGAGAAUGGUAUAGAUUUGUACUAUUGCAGAUCCAGGAGAUGGAAUCUGAGCUGCUUAGGAACAGAGUUGUCAACACCCCUCUCUUCCUGGACUGCCUAAGUGACAGCCAUCAUGGAAGUCCCUGCCUGGGUGUUCCCAAGGCCUGAUAUGAAAGCAUGAGCUAGCCUGUCCUGGAGCUGUGGUGUUGGGGCCUGUUAGGUUAAGUGCCCUCCUAAACCUGUGUGGCUGUAGGAGUCCAGGAUAUCCACUGGUAUUUGUGUCUUCAUUUACUGUGGGUCUGGGUGGACAGAAUGUCAUCCCAUCUCACAUCUGGUACGCAGCAAGUUCUCACUUAUUCAGUGUUCCUGAUUUUUUGUAUUGCCCCUGUACCCCCCAUAUUCACAGCUAACCCUAGGCUGUUUUUGUUUUUUUUUUUACAACUUCUGACCCUACCUUGGAUUGCAUAUACUCAGUUCCUGUUAAGAAAACUAAAUGUAAGUUCCUCUCUAGUAUCGUUUAGCCCUCAUUUUAAACCAUCACGACCACAGUGGUUUUAGUUUCCUGCCUUGAAGCCUACCUUCUGAGCUGGCUGUUAAAGACAGCACGACUCUUACUUAUACUUUAACACCUGCAGGCUUUGUAAAGGAGCUGUGUCUUACUCUUUUGAACAGUUUGAGAACUUUGGGAGAAUCUUUCCAGUGCCCAAAGUGCUGGUGAGCCAAACUAAAGCCAGUUUCUUCACAAAUAUAAUACCUUUCUCUGUGGACACAAAAGUCUACUCCAGACAACACCUUUUAAACUUUUGACCUCUGUCAUUUCAACAUGUUCCCAUUUUGAGCAUUUUCCUACUUUUUGUUGCAACAAAGAUGUUUUACAUUCAUCUUCUACUUUCUUUGCCCCUCUUCUGGAAUCGAGCAUUUUUUCCAGGUAACUGUAGCUCCAUUUACUAGAUAAACAGAAAAACAGGUGCUAGGGUACUCUUAUGAUUGGGGCUCCAUUGCUUCCAGGCUCCCUUAGCAAAAUGUAAAUGUGUACUCAUCAAAGCACUUACACACACCAGUGACUCAACCUCUCUAUUUCUGCAUCCAUCCUUAUACAUGCUUUGAAAACUAUUCCUAUAUCAAUAACCCCAGUUCUAGUCCAAGUCCACAUGGUUAUGUUAUUCUUCCUCUUUCUAGAUUUGUAAUUCCUAGAAGAGUACCUUUGGAAAUAGUGAUCAGUGUGCUUUUUUCCUUUGAAUCAAAACUCCAAUCUUUGCUUAGAUAUUACCAGAGAACUAAAACUCUGGUGAAAAUUAUUUAAAACGCUUUCAUUUUAUUUUUUAAUUUGAUUUUAGAGAAAAAUAAUUCUGUUCACCAAAGGGAUUUUUUUAUUAUACUUUUCAUUAGAGGAGUAAGGAAAGCUCUGUAAUUUUUGUGUAACUACCUACAGGAAACUUGUUAUUCCCAAACAGACGCAAGUAUGCAUAAUCCAUUUUUUUGGGUAAUGUUAUACCUGUUCUCAACCACAGUAACUGAUCCCUAUUGACCAUAUUGCAUUCAACAGAGGAGUAUGAUGAAUUCAGUGACGGUUAAGAAAAAACCAAACAAAAAAAAGGUAAAAAGCUAGCCACUAGCCAGUAUGGUGGUUCAGGCCUGUAAUCCCAGCACUCAGCUGGCUGAAGCAG